Nasonia vitripennis (jewel wasp) is the source of this 6767-nucleotide messenger RNA. It is a transcript of the gene tei, whose product is annotated as hemicentin-2. The record is from RefSeq and is a predicted model, not a curated record. Gene Ontology annotation, cellular component: cell-cell junction. The coding region runs from base 584 to 2656 and encodes 690 amino acids. Gene Ontology annotation, molecular function: cell adhesion molecule binding. The transcript is spliced from 11 exons. Gene Ontology annotation, biological process: cell-cell adhesion. Lineage: Eukaryota; Metazoa; Arthropoda; Insecta; Hymenoptera; Pteromalidae.
GACUCUCAGUUGAGCGAGAGUCGUGUCCGAGCGAUGAGCUGCGGCAGUUGUAGCCCACGGUACACAUUACUGCUCGAUGAUCGCUACGGCUUCUCUAUACUGCUUUUUCUCUAAAAACCAUCUCGUCGUGUGCCAGUGCGUCGUCCAUGCUCCGCGAGUACACACGGAGGUGUCGUUUAGCAAUUCCGCGUGAUUUCCCGAAGGAGGGCCAUGAAACUGCCGGCGCGCCGUGACCUCGACGAGUCUGCAAAGUGUUCAUGACCAAAGAGGAAAACAACAGCAGCAGCGGCGGAGUGAGCUGACUCUCCGGCGCAAAAAUAGCCCGGAGCUAAAGGGUCCAUAGAGUCCACGCGUGCAAGAGAGAGAAAGAACGAGAGAGUUCGCUGCCUGCGCACAGCAGUGAUGAUCGUGUUGUAAAGUGUGGUUUUAGCCCAAAGUGUUAAAAGCCUCUUAGCAUGCCGCACGUCGGAUGACAGUGCAGUUCGCUCAUCGUCGCGGAGACUACUAAAGAGAGCCUAAAAUUGAGCAAGAGAGAAGAGAGAGAAUUGAACCCCUGGCCUUGGCUCUCUGGUGAUGCGGCGUGAUGGGGCGUAGCUCGAGGUCCUUACUCAUAAGUACAUUCCUGGCGGGCACGCUGCUCACGAUCGCGCUGCUGCUCGAGACAUCUGGAGCCACGCGCUUGAAGCAACGUGGUUCUACGGAGUCACCGAGAGCAACAGCCGGAGUUAACGAAGCCGGGGUUUACACGCUGCGCGGUAAGCAGGAUGGCGGCAGUAGACGAGGCAAAAGGACAACGACGACGACGACGACGACAACCCCGACGACAGAGCUGCCGUUCAGUAGCAGCCCCGUCAUCAGCAGAAGCAACAGCAGCAUCGGUCUGCAACCGACUCUCCUCUCGAGGCACGAAAACGAUGACGCGGUCGUCGAACCGGCAGCUCUGCUCGGCGUCGAGCCUCAGGACGCAGCUUGGAGAUCCGAUUCCUCGAACACGUCCGGUGACACUAUUUCCCUGUCCAUGUCCGCCAUCGAUCCGCCCAUCGAGCUCGUCGUCAAGCCACUCAGCAAGGUCGUUCUGCCUUGCGAGCUCGAGGGCAAUUCCACGAAGCUGCUCAUGCCUGCUGUCAGUUACAGAAUACGACCAGCAAGCUGGCUGCACGAGGGCGUUCCUGUGGACAUGAUAACCAUCGACACGAGGACGGAGAUGAGCGGCACGGGUCACCGAUACAUCGGCGACUCCUCGACCGCAGCGCUGCACAUAGACAACGUUCGCUUGGAGGACGACGGCACCUGGAAGUGCCAGCUCGAGGACGACCGUGGAAAGCUUCUCGUCGGCAGGCCCGUCAAGCUCGUUGUCCUCGAGGCCCCGCGGGGAACGUACCUGCUGAUAGACGGCCGCCGACUGGAUCCGGGCAACCAGUUCGUCCCGGUGAAGGAGGGCUCGGAACUGACGCUGGAAUGUGCGGCCGAGGGUGGCAACCCAGCGCCGAUCCUCGCCUGGGGCAUGACUCUGUCCCAGGCGACGCUUGACGGGCCGGAACAACCGCCGGAUAAUCUUACCAUCGUACCGGCCACGUCGCCAGUUCGUAGCGGAGCUCACCUCAAGGUACUCAGGGGACAUCACAACGCCACCAUCAUCUGCGUCGCGAGGCACGUCACACUUGCCAUGCCCAUGAACGCCAGUAUACUGCUCGACGUUCAAUAUACGCCGUCGUUCGCGAUAACGCGCCUGCCAGGCUUCGGAAUACCGAUAGUCGAGGGGAUGUCCGUCAGUCUGAAGUGCGAGGUGGACAGCAACCCGUCGAGCGCCCCGAUAUGGCAACGAGACAAUGGGCUGCCCCCGGUCGAGCAGAGCGAUGACGGAUGGCUGAACUUUACGAAGAUCAGCCGUGCCGAAAGCGGCUGGUACAAGUGCUACACACGACACAUGCUCGGCAUUUUCACGAGCAUCGGCUACUUCCUCAACGUUCGCUACGACCCGGAAAUCGAGACGGAGGCGAAAGCUCUGAACGGCGAAGCAACGGACUCUCGGAAGAUGGAAGUGCAGAUUGGCGGCGCCGUGACCUUGGAGUGCGACGGCGGCUGCUGGGGUCACGGGCCCGGAAUGGACCCAAUCGGCGGCCCGGGACCUCUGGCCCUCAGUAGGGUCGUCUACCAGGAAGCCGGCGAGUACCGCUGCGUCGCCCCCGAUCGAAAGAUGCAGGACACAUGGAGAGCUCAGCUGCCUUACCACAUCAAAGUCGUCGGACGGCCGAUGCUCCAUCCGCUGACGCAAAGCAUGACGACGAACGAAGGCGAAACACUGGAUGUCACGGUGGAGUUCUGCGCCGAGCCGAAUUACACGAAGGUCGUGUGGAUGUCCGAAGAGAGAGUUUACCUGCCGGGCGGCGAACUUCGAGAUGGCGUCCGAGCCCUUCCCAUAGAGGACGGCGGCACAAAGGCCUGCUACCGUAGCGUGCUCCGCUUCGAGCGAGUGCAACGAUCUCACGCCGGCGAAUGGAUGCUGCUGGUGCGCUCGCCCGAGGGCCUGGCCGACGCCUCGGUCUCCCUCAACGUCACUCUUGCCGCUGGCUACAGCCACGCCCACGUGGCGUCGCCGAGUCUCCUGAGGAUCCUGUCGGUCCUGCUACUGCUGCUGAUCAAGACAAGGCCUUGAAGCCCGAGGAGAGCGGCGUCGGAUCUUCUACUUCUCUCGCCUCGCGGGGCUGAUGAUAAAUCCGGAGACUUUUUACAGUCGGCGAUACUGCGGACUGCAUUAUCGCUCGCGCGUCGAAACGGCUUUAUUGUGCUCUCGUGAAUGUAUACCACCCACGCUCUGAUUACCGCGAACGGCCGCCCGGCGCGGAUUUAUUCCGAAUAAUCAACAAGGCGCGCCGCGUUAUGCUUUAGAGUGUGCGGCUACGCACUGGAACGACGUCGAAUUGGUAAUUUAAUUUCCGAUCGCGCGAGUUUCAGUCUAAAUUUUCGAGCGCGUCGGCUCUUCAAUUUCUAUUUCGAUAAAUAGUCGACGAGCGACGAAUUGAUACGCGAUUAUAUUCCGCGGGAAAAUUAAUUUACCCCCAAAAAUUGCGCGCGUGUGUGUGUAUACAAUCUGGCGAGAUAUUAUUUUUCUUCGUGGAAUCACUUACCCGAAGCGAAAAUUCAUUAAGCAUCGCGAGGAUUAUCCGCGCGCUCGUAAAAAGCUCAAGCUCUCGGUCUUAUACGGCUGAGCCGCGAGGAAAAGAAUGGACAGGGGAAAAAAGAGGAACGAGAUUUUUUUUAUACAUCAUAAGAGAGAGAAAGAAAAAGAAAAGCCAGAAAAGGAGCAGAAGAAGGAGCGAAAUCACGGGAAGACUUCGAAUCUCCCUAUUAAGCUCCCGCCCAUAUCGGGAUAUCACGUACGCGCGGCGAGCGGAAAGCUCUUCGCUUCGCUUCGAAGGCGAGAUUAAAUUUUCUGAAGCGCGAACGCGAGCGAAUGCGCCAUACCGAGAACGAAUUUCAACGAGAGAGACAGGUCGACGGAUACGACACGCGUCCGCGAAGCUAUAUAUAUAUAUAUAUAUAUAUAUAUAUAUAUAUAUAUAUAUAUACACACAUAUUAUACAUAGAUACAUAUAUUCGCGAGCGAUAAAGCAGGUCACACAGGACGCGAUGAUAUAAUUAAGAAAAGGCGCAGCACCGCUCGUCGGGACGACGGAGCUUUCGCGCGGCCUGAAUUUUAACGAAGUAUUAAAAUGGGUAUGUAUAGGGGGAGAGAAAUAAAACAAUUGUAAAACGCCACGAUUCUCGCGGGGAAAAAUCGAUCAAUGCGUGUACAUGUUUUUCGUUUGGUCGAGUUGUGCGAUGCUUGUUUGAAAAUCGUGUAUUACGAAGCUUUCGAACGGAUACGUAUUGUUUGAUGAAAAUCGCGCAACGCUAUUCCUUCCCCCGAGAACGUGCAAAUUUAACGAUAUAAGAGAUUACACUUAACGAACGGAAAAUACUCGAAAAUACUCACGCACAGACGGACGUGUGCCAGAAGAGAGGUGGAUUUAAAUCGUACAAUGUAAAUAAUUGUAUAGGACGAAGUGAGCGAGUGAAUUUGUACGUAGAAAGAGAGAGAGAGAGAGAGAGAGAGAGAGAGAGAGAGAGAGAGAGAGAGGCCAAAGCAGAAUUUUUAUCUCGACGACGUCGCGUGUAUCGUUAGCGAUUAUUUUGAUUGUCGAUUUUCGUUGUACACCGCAGCGAAGCGAAGAUUAUACCUACUCGUGUGAUUGCGCGUAUGUGUAACGGAAAGCUAUGAGACUCGAAGAGUUGAGGAGCGGAUUAUCCGAAGAUUUGUUGUAUAUGAUUCUAUAUCUCGUAUCGCGAGUAUAUUAUAUCGAGUAAGUAGAAUUUGUAACGUGUACAUAGUCACUGUAUAUCGGCGGCAUCGUCGGCCGCGCGCGACGUAUUAUUAUACAUAUAAAUACAUAUAAAUAUGAGUAUAUUAUAUAUAUUAUAAAUAUUAUACAUACGGUAACACUGUUAGAGAUAAACAUUUACCAUUUGUUGAUAUAUUUUUAUAAAGUUUUAUUUGCCGUCGCAAUUCACACUCGUCGUGUGCCCACACGGGCGGCUGUUUUCUGCGUCGGUGACUUUCCUUUCAACGUAUAUAUAUAUAUAUAUGUGUAUAUAUAUAUAUAUAUAUAUAUAUAUAUAUAUAUAUAUAUGUGAUAAAAAACGCAUGGCACACUAUGCAAUUGUGUAUAGGCGAUUUCGAGCGAAGGUCAAGGUAAAGUAUAUAGACGGACGUAUACGCGUCACACGAUCGCUUUUGCCCGGAAAUUUCAAUAGCUCUCUCUCGUACGGUAUAUGGACAACAUUGUGUGUCCGGUAUAUGCGUCCGACGUCGCGCGCGUGUGUUCUCUAGAUCAUUUAAUUAUAACUUCAUCCGCGAGCAAAAGCCCCAAGUUCUCUUUGGGGCGACGCAGCGGAAAUUGUUACUCUCUCUGAUACGAUGGCUAUAGGUUAUAUACACUUGAGAAAAUUGUACACCACAGCAGCGCGCAUUAACUUUUGUACAGAGAACUGCAGCUCACGCGUUAUUAUAUACAUAUGCCAUAUUAUAAUCGCGUUGUAUGCAAAGCGACGUAGAAAAUUAUCAUUACAUUGAAUGAGAUGUAUUAUUGUGUACGCACAGAACGAGUAGAGAGGGAGAGCGAGCGGGCGUUCAUUUCGCGGAAAUGAAUAUCGAAAAACACUGCCGAUGAGAGAGAGAGAGAGAGAGAGAGAGAGAGAGAGAGAGAGAAAUAUAUAAAGUAAGUCGCAUUAUCGGAUUCCAGACGCUUGAUAAUUUAGCUGCCCGUACACUCGGCGGGGGCUGCAAUAUUCGCGCGCUUUUAUUAUUUUCAAGCUGCGGAUGAAUUAACGUUUGCAUUGAAAUUGAAAUUUAUUGGAAAAUAAUUUAUUUCAACCGCGAGCGCGCAAGCGGCCUCCUUUUAAAUGCAAAUGGACCUGUCCCGCGCACUCUCUCUCUCUCUCUCUCUCUCUUUCUCUCCAAUAUUCAAAACAACAGCGCGCGAAAAUCGGAUUAUCAGUGAAUUCCGCGGUAAAUUUUCGCCCGCGUACUCUCUCCCUCGCUCGCACUCUAUAACGCAAUUCGAUUCGUGUUCUGGCCAAGCGCGCAAAGAGCACGGACAAUUUGACUUUCGCGUAGAGAUAUGCGUGUACGGAGGUAUUAUCUAUGCAUAAGAGGAUUAAGAGAGAUAGGGGGAGAACGUAGAGAAGAGAGGGCUUCUGUAUAUGCAUGUUUGUGACUUAUAGAAGACUUGCGGAAUAAAGUGAAGUGUGUAUUGGUAACACGUUGCGAGACGUCGUCGCGAGAUGUACUAGAAAACCCCCCACGAUUCAUUCUCUGCCCGAGAUGACCUUGAUUCUCUUUGGAUUUCGCUGCGGUCAUCUCGGGCAGAAACGAUUCGAGACGGACACGGACACUCCUGAACUUGCUGAUUACACUAUCCUCUACUACUUUGUCAUUAAGAUAAUUCUUCUUCAUAUAAAUAUAUAGUGUAAAGGUUGUAACGAGAGAGAGAGAGAGAGAGAGAGAGAGAGAGAGAGAGAGAGAGAGAGAGAGAGAGAGAGAGAGACAGGGUGUGUCGUGUUCGCGAGUGUUUGAGUCCAAAAACAAUGUAUAACCGUCCCUUAUCCUUUCAAUACGCGCGCAUGCACGUCAAAGGUCUAAGAUUGUUAUUGUUUUUUCUUUUUUAUCGUAAUUGUAUAGUUACCUAGGCGAACGAUAUUAUUUACGUAUUAAGUAAACGUCGGCAGAAAUUACGUAGUAUGAGAAAAAGCGAAGAAAAAAAUAUCGACCUAUCGAGUGAUUAAAGAAACGAUUAUUAAAGAAUAAUAAUACCAUGAAAACGAUCUAUCUUUGGUUUUUUAUUCGAACGAAUUGUCUUCGAGGUAAGUACAUGUUAUUUCCUUAUGCUCCUGUACUUUUUAUAAAUGUUUCCGAUAACGAGUAGUUUUGAACGUAGAGCCUAAAAACCGAUAUCCAUAGUUACUUUGUCUUCGUGUUUCAUGGUCAGUUGAUUCGAAGUCAAUGUGUACAUAUAAGAAGCGAGUCGAGAAAUAACGUAUAAUUUAUUCUGUAAAACAAUAAUCACAAAUACACGUCACCCGCGAUUCUGAGUUACGAUGAUAAGAAUCCAUUAUAAGCGAUGACUGCGAAACAAUUAUAUUGCCAAAGUAUUUAUAAAGACUAUAGAGAUAUAGAUGUCCAGAAUGAAGUUACUUAUUGAAAAUAAAAUCCGUUAAAGAAUCCAAAA